UUAAUUUUUAAUUUUUAAUUUUUAUUUUUAAUUUUUCUUUUGUUCUUUCUCAUUCCUCAACUGUAGACGGCUGUCGGAAAAUUUUCUCCGGUUCUCAUCGUUUUCGUCUAAUAUUCGAAGCUUUUUGGCGUUACAGAUUGUUCGAUUUCUCGAAUCUUUCUCAGUUGACCAUGGGUGCAGUUCGAAACCCUAAAUCAUCUCUGGGGACCUAAAAUGGAGCGGAGAUUAUUAGAAUCUUUCUUUUCAAUUGUCUGUUAGGAGUUUGGUUUAGAGGAAUUUUAACGCAAUUUGAUUAAUUAGAUGUUUCAUGCAAGGUUUAGUUGGUUUCUGAUGCUUAGGAGCAUCAUUCGGAAGUCGAUGAAGGACAAGAAGACUUUCGUUGCCCAUGUUGGAGAUCAAGGCAUUGCAGCAUCAACUCCCGAUCAUGUUAUAGAACCACCGCCUGCCAAAAGGCCUACUCGACAAUGGGCUGCUUGGACACGUGAAGAGGAGGAAAGUUUCUUCACUGCAUUACGGCAAGUUGGCAAGAAUUUUGAAAAGAUCACUUGUCAUGUUCAAAGCAAAAACAAGGACCAGGUCAGACAUUAUUAUUACCGUCUAGUAAGGCGUAUGAAUAAGCUGUUGGCUCCUGGGUUAUGUCUGGAUGCAAAAAACUCUAAGGAUACUAAUGCUGCAAUGCUUCGAUGGUGGUCGUUACUGGAAAAAUAUAGUUGCAAAGCUUCAAAACUUCACCUGAAACCACGGCGUUUCAAGAUUUUUGUUGAAGCGUUGGAGCAUCGACUUUUGAAAGAUCGGAAGAAGACUGUAAGAAAACGUCCGUUGCAGGGAGAAAACUGCCCUCCACCAAUAGCCAAUGGUGUCUCAAAUCAGAGUAGAGCUUUAGGGCAUGAUGGGCUUGCAGUUAAGUUAGUUUUAGUUGACACUCAAAACAUUCCAAAAUUGGGCCCUAGAAAAACUGUGUCAAAACGCAAUUUGAAUGUUGGUAUUAACCGUGGAAACAAUGGUGGAUAUCCCACAGUCCUCAAACCAUCGAGGCAGAGAAGAAAAUCAGAAGGAGGUGUGUCAUCAGCUGCAUAUAAAAAAUGGGAAAAAGCUGCAAUAGCAGGUGUUUCUUUGGUUGCUGAUGCUGCUGAGCAUUUAGAGCGCAAUGUCACUGAUGAGAAUGUUUUACGUGACCAAAAUACUCUAGGGAAAAAGAGUACUGAUCCUGCUGGGAGCCCCUUGCUUCUAUUGCCUUCUCUUCAGCCAAAUUCCUUGAUUGAUGUUGCUUCUACAAAGCUGAAGCUUCAGCUAUUCCCAGUUGAUGAUGGUACUCGUAGAGCCUUGGAAUUGGAUAAACAUAAUCCACAUUUGGAGCUUACUCUCAGUACUCGCAAGAAAAUUUCAUCAGUUUUAGAGCAUCUAAGUCGUAAAUGGGGUAACUCAAGUGCUGCUCAUGGAGAGCUUAUGCUUUUUCCAUACAGUAUCCAGAGGAAAAGCCUGGCAGAUUGUCAGAGAUGGGCGCAAGACUCUUUUGAGAGUGCCGGUGAUGUCUAUGCAACAAUUGGAAGGCCCCAAGUUUUUCGUUUAAGGUAUGGUUGGUGUUGCAACGCAGAACAUGGGUCUGUUGAAUUACAGACUUCCGUACCAGCAUACUGCAUUCAAGAUGAUCAUGUCAUGGAUUCCAGGGAUAUUGAGGGAAGAAUUGUGGAUGUAGCAUCAAUUGAUGCUCAACCUGUGAACUUUAAUAAGAAUGAAGUAGGUACAUUGAGUAAAAAUAUGUCAACUCCUACUGCGCCCAGUGAGACAGAGAGGUCCAUAUCCGCACGUCCAAAUGAUGAUCUUCCAAGGUCCUCUAAUCCUGCAUUAAAUAUGUCGUGGGAUAAAAAGAAUGUUGCUGAUACAACUAUCAUCCAACGAUCUGAGGAUGUGGAUGACCUGAAGUCAAGCAAUGGGACUUCCUUAUCAGCUGGGGAAUGGGCUGACAGCCUUACAAACAUAAGCAUUGGAGACCUACUUUCAGGAGUUUCUCAGGAUGUGGAUGCCAACUGCGUUGUCACUCCUCUUGCCGAAGGCACCCAAUGUCUUCAGCAGAUCCCAUUCAGCUGUGAUUCAUUUGAUGCUGCAAUUGCUGCUCAUAUAUCCAGACAGCAAAAUAAGACAGUUUCUCAUCCAACUUUGCUGUCUCAUGCAUCCUCCAUAUUUGAUGCCGAAGAGACAUGCAAUGCCUUCUCAUUUCAAAAGAAUCCAGUCAUCCUUCACGAUGUUUCUAGUUCGUUCACAUUCUCAUCUGUCCGAGCUUGCGGACAUAUUGCUAGAACUAACUCCAUGGGAUCCUGCCACAUGACUGAAGAUUUACCUAGAUCAGAGUGCAGCCCUAGUGAGGAUCACAUUCAAGGAGAUCCAAAGGACGAGUGUCAGGCUAAUCCACAGAUCUCGGAGACAAACAAUAUCGACGAACUAGCAGACAUUUAUUGGCCUGAUUCUCUAGGCCCGUUGGAUUUGGAUUUUCCACAGACUAACAAGUACCAUAACGAGGAACUAAUUUUAGGGGACAGCCUUAGCAGCUUAAACCGUUUGAUAGCAAGCAGCUUGGAUGCAUUUCAAAGUUGCUCCUUUUUCGGGUUCGACAAGAAAGAACCAUCAGCAUUCAACAGUUGAUCUCCAGAAAGCCUCCUCAUAAGAUUUUUUUUAAAGAUGGAAGCGAAGCAGUUCGCCUUCGAAUCCAGAAACUAGUAAAGAAAAGAAGCAAUUCUGUAAUCUUGGAUCCAGAAUUCAGCCAUAGCCAAAGCUCGGUGCUGCUGCCCACGUGAGUAGUUCACAAUCAUGGAUUUGUAUCUAAAAAUUUCUUUGCUUCUGUACAAAAUAGACAUGGAAAAGGAAAAUCCACUUAAUUUCUAACGUUUUUUCUUAGUGUUCUUAAUGAGGGCUGUGUGUUCAGUUCCUGUAAAUUGUACACAGUUAAAGCUGAUGAGAAAGAACAUCUUCAACCCAA
This is a messenger RNA of Cucurbita pepo subsp. pepo (vegetable marrow), 2974 nucleotides long. The record is from RefSeq and is a predicted model, not a curated record. Lineage: Eukaryota; Viridiplantae; Streptophyta; Magnoliopsida; Cucurbitales; Cucurbitaceae.